GGCUGACCAACAGUUGCCCUACCUUCCUUUUCUAGCUAUAAUAGAAGGUCCUAGGUUAGUACCCUAAUUUUUUAAAUAUUAUUUUCUGGUUCCUUUAGGAUGUACUAUCUGCAGAUCCUGAGUUCUUGCAUCAUUGCCAUCUUUCUGGGAAUCUACUUCCAACUACUGACCACUGAAGCGAACAUACAAAAGCUGCUUGAUGUUAACGUGAUCCCAAUGGAGCCUGCAAAACCAGGGGAGAAAGUUGAAUUGGCAUGUCAUGUUCAGUCAUAUUGGACAGAUUGUGCUCCGGUCAAAAUCUACACCCUGAGCAACUCAUCCAUUGAUUUCCCCUUCAGAAAUUUGACUUAUUCUUUUUGUGCAUGUCCUGGGGAAACUAAAACCUUCUACUGGAUCAUCCAAAGCAGCAGGACUGUGAAUGUAGGAUGUAAAGCUGCUUUCCAUCUGGAUGAUGUUUGUCCUGAGGACCAGAAUUCAAUUCCUCCCCAGAACAAAAGAAGAUAUGGAGUUAAUAUGAAGACCUUGAAAAUAAUCAACUGAGCUUCAACUUAGUCUCUCCCCUUCCCUCCCUCCCCCAUUUAGUCAACCUAUUAGGUCCAAAAGCUAAUUCUGAACAUCUAAAACUAGUUUCAAAUGUAAAAUAAAUAUGUUACAUUUUUCUGCCUGCCUAGGUCCCAUUUUUAAUUUUUUUUCUCAAACACCACAUCUUUCAAGGCCCCACGGUACUAUGACUUUCUAGACUAUUCUUCUUUCAAAGCACUUUCACACGAGAUCUUUUGAGGAAAUUAUAGUAAAGAUCAUUCCUACAUUUGGCAAAUGAAGAAAUGAAGGCAAAAAAGAAGAUUAAAUUAGUUAACCAGAAUCACUUAGCAAGUUAGUAGAACCAAGAUGAGAACCUUAUGUUUUAACUCUUCACUAUAAUUCCCCUAAAAUGAAUCUCUAUCCAUAAAAUCAGACAGCACAGGUUCCUCCAAAGAACUAAUGAUGAAA
Antechinus flavipes (yellow-footed antechinus) is the source of this 990-nucleotide messenger RNA. It is a transcript of the gene PIP, whose product is annotated as prolactin induced protein. Gene Ontology annotation, biological process: proteolysis; regulation of immune system process. The coding region runs from base 100 to 540 and encodes 146 amino acids. The transcript has 4 exons. Gene Ontology annotation, cellular component: extracellular region. Gene Ontology annotation, molecular function: aspartic-type endopeptidase activity. The record is from RefSeq and is a predicted model, not a curated record. NCBI's taxonomy places the organism in Eukaryota, Metazoa, Chordata, Mammalia, Dasyuromorphia, Dasyuridae.